Otolemur garnettii (small-eared galago) is the source of this 1740-nucleotide messenger RNA. RefSeq names its product cytochrome b-c1 complex subunit 1, mitochondrial. Lineage: Eukaryota; Metazoa; Chordata; Mammalia; Primates; Galagidae. Gene Ontology annotation, molecular function: metal ion binding. The record is from RefSeq and is a predicted model, not a curated record. Gene Ontology annotation, cellular component: mitochondrion. Bases 43 to 1617 code for a protein of 524 amino acids. The transcript is spliced from 12 exons.
UACGCGUGCGCAGCGCAGCUUAACCCCUACAGGAACUAGAAAAUGGCGGCGUCUGUGGUCAGCCGGGUUGCUAGCGCCGGGGCUCAAGUGCUCCUACGCACUCGCCGUUCGCCGGCCCUACUGAGGGCUCCUGCCUUGCGGAGUACCGCAACCUUCGCCCAGGCCCUCCAGUACGUACCAGAGACUCAGGUUAGCGUUCUGGACAACGGGCUGCGUGUGGCCUCGGAACAGUCAUCCCAUCCUACCUGCACGGUAGGCUUGUGGAUUGAUGUUGGCAGCCGUUACGAAACUGAGAAGAACAACGGGGCUGGCUACUUUGUGGAGCAUCUGGCUUUCAAGGGAACAAAGAAUUGGCCUGGGAAUGCCUUGGAGAAGGAGGUAGAAAGCAUAGGGGCCCAUCUUAAUGCUUAUAGCACCCGGGAGCACACUGCCUACUAUAUCAAGGCAUUGUCCAAGGAUCUGCCAAAAGUUGUGGAACUCCUGGGUGACAUUGUACAGAACUGCAGCCUGGAAGACUCACAGAUUGAGAAGGAACGUGACGUGAUCCUGAGGGAGAUGCAGGAAAACGAUGCAUCUAUGCGGGACGUGGUCUUUGACUACCUGCAUGCCACAGCAUUCCAGGGCACACCACUAGCCCAGGCUGUGGAAGGGCCCAGUGAAAAUGUCAGGAAACUGUCUCGUGCAGACUUGACUGAGUACCUCAGCAGGCAUUACAAGGCACCUCGAAUAGUGCUGGCAGCAGCUGGAGGGGUAGAGCAUCAGCAGCUGUUAAACCUUGCGCAGAAGCACUUGAGCAAUGUCUCUAUGACAUACGCAGAAGAUGCCGUACCUGCUCUUACUCCGUGUCGCUUCACUGGCAGCGAGAUCCGUCACCGUGAUGAUGCUCUACCUUUGGCUCAUGUGGCUAUUGCAGUAGAAGGACCUGGCUGGGCCAACCCAGACAACGUCGCCCUCCAAGUGGCCAAUGCCAUCAUUGGCCACUAUGACUGCACUUAUGGUGGUGGUGUGGUGAGUGCCAAGAAUGAGUGUGGGACCUUGCCUUGGGGAAGAGUUUGCUGGGGUUGUGUGCUCCUAUGCUGUGGGAUGAGGGUGUGGGCCACAGACAAGAAGGUGGGUGCUAACCACCUUUGCCUCUGGCAGCAUAUGUCCAGCCCACUGGCUUCAGUUGCUGCUGCCAAGAAGCUGUGCCAGAGUUUCCAGACCUUCAACAUCUGCUACGCGGAGACUGGGUUGCUGGGUGCACACUUUGUCUGUGACCGAAUGAGUAUUGAUGACAUGAUGUUCUUCCUGCAAGGCCAGUGGAUGCGCCUGUGCACCAGUGCCACGGAGAGUGAGGUGGUGCGGGGCAAAAACAUCCUCAGAAAUGCCCUGAUAUCUCAUCUGGAUGGCACUACUCCUGUGUGUGAGGACAUUGGACGGAGCCUCCUGACCUAUGGACGCCGUAUCCCCCUGGCCGAGUGGGAAAGCCGGAUUGCAGAGGUGGAUGCCAGUGUGGUGCGUGAGGUCUGUUCCAAAUACUUCUAUGACCAGUGUCCAGCAGUGGCUGGAUUUGGCCCCAUUGAGCAGCUCCCAGACUACAACCGGAUCCGUAGUGGCAUGUUCUGGCUGCGCUUCUAGGCAGGAUGCCUGUGCAGGCAGGAAGGCGUGGCUGGGGCUCAUGGUUCCCGCACCACAAACAUACCACUCUGGCUCCUCAAACUUGUGCUACAGGUUAACACCAAUAAAGUCCUCUGUUGAGAA